ACUUCGUCUCACUCGCGCGCAUUUCUUCUGCAGCACCUAUUUUGACUUUGAAUUUUUUUUGAUCACUCCAUUUUUAAAGUUUUCAGUUUGCAAUUUCGAAAAGAAACUUCUCUACAAAUACACAACUCCACCACCCUCAAUCCACCAAACCCCUCUCUCUCUUUUAACAUGUACAAAAAUCAAUCAUCAGAAAAGAUCUUUGCCAAAGUUUACUUCUAUGCAAAGCAAAAAAAAUCUAGUGCUUCCUCAAUGGAAGCUUCUUCCAAUGUUCAACCGAAAAAACAUGAGGAAAUCAGAAAGAUUGCACUUUGUGAUUCCUAUCAAGAAUUUUAUAAUUCAAUUAUGCUCAGUUUAUCAAGUGGAAGAAAUGAGGAUGGAAAACAAUAUCUUAGUGACCAUAUUCCAAUGUCACUUGUUAACACCCAAAAGAAAAAGAAGACAAUCUCCUUCAAAUACCAAGAUGGAGAAAAGGAUUGGAUUUCUUUUGACAAUCAAGAAGAGUAUCAACAGGCCUUCUUGUUGGCAAAAGAACAAAAAUCUUUACGAGUCAAAGUUGUUUACAAAAAGUCAAUGUUUAAACCAUCUUCAGGGGCCUCCAAGGCCUCUAAACACCAAAUCUCCCAAAACCACUCUCUCACUAUUUCUGUCGAAUUUGAAAAACUCCAAGAAUUAUUGCGUUUGCAAUCUAACCAAGCUAACUCUAACAAGUGCGCAGAUUCAUCAUCUGACAGUACUUGUAUUUUUGACUUGUGGAACAAAUCUGCUCCAGUCCAAGUUGAUGUCUAAACUUCAAGAUAAUACAUCCAUCUUGCUGGGAAGAAUAGGAAACAUUAUCUCACAAAAAGAUGAAAUAAAUGUUCAUCCAUUGCUGUUUGGCUCGUAA
This is a messenger RNA of Naegleria gruberi, 883 nucleotides long. RefSeq lists its product as uncharacterized. NCBI's taxonomy places the organism in Eukaryota, Heterolobosea, Eutetramitea, Acrasida, Naegleriidae. The record is from RefSeq and is a predicted model, not a curated record. The transcript has a single exon. The coding region runs from base 218 to 883 and encodes 221 amino acids.